GGUGGUCCGCGGCCGCUUAAACCGCAGUCAUGUCUGAUUCCUCUUCUUCCUCUUCUCUACAUCUCAGAAAGUUCUGAUCAUAGAGAAGGAGAAAGGAGGGUAACAGAGGCAGAUCUAUUUCAGGAUCACGGGAUCUUGCUCGAGGUUUAUAAUUUUGUGACUUCCCGACGAGGAUUGGAUUUGGGAAGGAAAGAUGUGGGUUUGUGGUGCGUUUAUGGCUGAAGAGAGGCAUUUACUUUGCUGAUCAAGCUUCCGGUUUGAUCUUACAGCGUGGGAGGGCGACCUGGGGGGGAGGAGAUGAGUGCUUCGAGAUUUAUUAAGUGUGUCACCGUAGGGGAUGGCGCCGUUGGAAAGACCUGCAUGCUUAUAUCUUACACCAGCAACACAUUCCCUACGGAUUAUGUGCCCACAGUGUUUGACAAUUUCAGUGCAAAUGUUGUUGUUGAUGGUAGCACUGUCAACCUAGGUUUAUGGGAUACUGCUGGUCAGGAAGAUUAUAAUAGAUUAAGACCAUUGAGUUAUCGCGGAGCUGAUGUUUUUAUACUGGCCUUUUCUCUCAUCAGCAAGGCCAGCUAUGAAAAUGUUUCAAAGAAGUGGAUUCCUGAACUAAGGCAUUAUGCCCCUGGUGUUCCUAUUGUACUUGUUGGAACAAAGCUAGAUCUCCGUGAUGACCCGCAGUUCUUUAUUGACCACCCAGGUGCUGUGCCUAUCAGUACUGUUCAGGGAGAAGAGUUGAGAAAGCAAAUAGGUGCUUCUUCUUACGUAGAGUGCAGCUCAAAAACACAGCAGAAUAUCAAAGCAGUAUUUGACGCUGCCAUCAAAGUUGUUCUGCAGCCACCCAAGCAAAAGAAAAAGAAGAAGAGGAAGGCACAAAAAUCUUGCUCCAUUUUGUGAAGAAGAGUGCAUGAAAUGAUGAUCAUGCACAUUUGUUAUGCAAUCUUUAAGUUUCUGUUUGGAUUGAAGCUCUUCCUGUAUAUUUAACUGACAUCAACGACAACAGAAGAUUUCCGACGAGUCAAAAAAAGAAAAAAA
Phalaenopsis equestris is the source of this 1032-nucleotide messenger RNA. Its product is annotated as rac-like GTP-binding protein 5. The record is from RefSeq and is a predicted model, not a curated record. Gene Ontology annotation, biological process: actin filament organization; regulation of cell shape; regulation of actin cytoskeleton organization. Gene Ontology annotation, cellular component: nucleus; cytoplasmic vesicle; plasma membrane. The transcript is spliced from 7 exons. Gene Ontology annotation, molecular function: protein kinase binding; GTPase activity; GTP binding. Bases 298 to 894 code for a protein of 198 amino acids. NCBI's taxonomy places the organism in Eukaryota, Viridiplantae, Streptophyta, Magnoliopsida, Asparagales, Orchidaceae.